UACAUUUUGUGUGAAGGUUUUUUGGGCAAAGAAGUUAACGAUCGGGUGCCACAAGAUUGGUUUUAUUUGGCUGAGAAUUUGGAUCUCUGGAAUAGCUUCGCUUGGGGUAGCUAUCUAUGGGAUUUUACUUAUGUUGACCUUGAGGAUACGUGGAAUAAGAUACAUCAUUAUUUAUCACUUCCUGAGCGUGGUCAAACUUUAAAGUAUUCCGUCUCAGGAUUUACGGCUCCAAUUAGGAUAUGGAUAUAUGAGAUGAUUCCGGCUGUUCGUGCAUGUGGAUUUGCAUUGAGAAAAAAUAAAGACUUGCCUCGGAUGAAAAGAUGGAGCGGAACAAAAAAAUUGAAAUGGGUUGACGUGAACAAGAUUUGGUCAAAGAUGCAGGAGGGGCUACCACCAAGACAAAACAUGUUACCGGGUGAUGGUGAGAUGACAUCUUUUUAUUAUAUGUCAUUUCAAGAGUAUGUAUAUGGUGAAGGGAAAGCAGUUCCAUCCCCAGUACGGGACCAUUUUAGGAGACAAGACGAAUCUUCGUCUAGUAUGUCGUCCAGUGGUCGCUCUCAUGGUAGAGGUCGGGGCAGUGGGAAACACAAGCUAGACGAGUUGUUGAAACGGGUACAUGCACUGGAGCAGCAUGUGUUUAUGAAUCAACAAAAACUUACAGAGGUUUUUUAUGAAGAAGUGAAUAAUGAACAAUUUUGGAACGACAUUAUUUUUGAGGAACCGACAGUGUCACAAAGAAAUUAUGAUGAACAGGAGUGGGAGGAGAGAAAUGACAAUACAGGGAACAAAUUUGAUGAUGAUGUGCCGGAUGAAGACGAACUUAUAAUAAUGGGAAAUGUAGAUUAUUUUCAUGAUGAUGAUGAUGACAAAGAAGUUACACCCGAUAAACCUAGGAGUCGAAAACCAUCACAAUUUUUAUGCACUCCUUACACCGAGAGCACAAUUAUCGAUAUUGAAAAUGAGUAG
Messenger RNA from Lactuca sativa (garden lettuce), 966 nucleotides. The record is from RefSeq and is a predicted model, not a curated record. Lineage: Eukaryota; Viridiplantae; Streptophyta; Magnoliopsida; Asterales; Asteraceae.